CGGAGAUAACGUGUUGUUUCGUUCCGUGGACCGCCCCAGCUAUUCUCGUCCAGUAAAGGUCUGGGCCCUACCCAACCGCAUCGGACGAAAUCUCCACAUCGCCCCGAGGAAAACUUGGGAAGACUCUCAACCUAUUACUAUCGCCACGGAAUUUUUUGUGUCUGUUGGUGACUCAAGUACUUUCCGUUAAAUAAGUAAAGAUGAAGCGAAUUUAACGUCGGUUUUAUCUCGUCCUCUUUAAUGUAUAAAAAGCUGUUAAUAGUUGUAACCAAACAUGAGAUGACACAGGGGAAUAGAAAGGAUGAACAUUUUGGUUUUCGUUGGACUUCUUUCUUAUGCCUGGGCUUUCCCGUCCCAGCCUCGGAAACAAAAACUACAGGACUCUCUUACUCAAGAGACAGUACCAAUUGAAAUUCUGCUUGAUCACGAACAAGCGAGACGAAAGCGGUCGGCCCACUCAUUUCCGGAUAGACUUCUGUUUAAAUUUUCCACCAGUAAUGGCGACAUCCGGCUGGACUUGACCCGGAACGACUUAGUCAAGGUCCCCCCGGUCCUUCUAUGGACGGGACAGCGCGUCAUCAAUGAUACAACAUUCCAACUACAGAGAGACUUCGCCCUGUAUCAAGGUAGUGAACUGGGAGCCAAUGCCUUGGUUCGAUUUCCAGAUGACGAUUACACCAGAUUUGAAUUGCACGCCAAUUACAUCAUUGGGACCGAUUUUUAUUCCAUUGAACCUGUGACGUCACGAACGAGACGGUCAGCAAUUAAGAUCGUGGAGCCGCCAUUUUCCAAGACAACCCCCCACCCAGCGACAAUCCGUAUCCACAAUGUCCUCAGGCUGGAGAAAGAUUCCCUUGACUUUGGAAACGACAUGUUCAUCAUUGAAAACGGAUCGCCCGAGACUGAGGGUCUAAAACUACAGCGGGUAGUGGAGGAGACGGGUGGUACCACGACCCAGGGACCGGUCAUCCUGGACAUUGCUGGGAAUAGCAACCAAAGAAAGAAGAGAGAAACCGAUGAGAGCCGCGAUCGCUACAGACGGAGCACGAACCAGUUGUACGUGGAGUACUUGGUCUGCGUGGACUACGCCAACUUCGUCAUAUGGAAGUCUACCUCCAAUGCUACCACGGAUGAAUUAAGAGCCGAAGAUGCAAAAAAUGCUAUCACCAAAUAUUAUCUCUAUCUCGUCAAUGGGAUUGACACCCGAUUCAAGACUGCCCAGACCCCUCAGGGGGACCUGCGUGUGGCUAUAGCUGGGAUUGUACUAGCGAUGGACCAGAAGUCCUCUAACUGGACUGAGAACAAUGUCCUGAGCGGCAACAAGGUCAAUGACGGGAACACGCUGAUGGACUUCGCCAUCUGGUCCAACGCCCAGAAAUCCGUGCUCCCGCGCCACGAUCACGCCGCGCUCUACACCGGGUACAAUUUGGCAGAGACAACAACAGACGACAGGACGAUAGGUAUCGCCUACCUGUCCCGGGUCUGUAAUUCCUACGCAGCCUCUGUGAACGAGGAGACGUUUAACGCAAUCGCUAUCCAUAUAGGCGCCCACGAACUUGGACAUAGCAUUGGAGCAUCACACGACACGGGAUCAUGUCCGUCCAGUAAUUUCAAUUUGAUGGCGGGAAUUUUACCCAACCCAGCCAACCUGAGCCCCAGUAUGGCGCUGAAUACCUUUAAAUUUUCCGCCUGUUCCCGAGCGUCCAUUGGUACAUACAUUAGUGGAAUGUUGGAAAAUUGUUUGAGCAACGUGCCUCCCUAUCUGAAUGCAGUCAAUGGCGAGACUCACGCAUUUACAGCAGACGAACAGUGUGCUAUGACGUAUGCACCCUCCAAGGGAUCCACAGUGUGCCGGGAGACGUACGUGGGGACCAUACUGAAGUGGUCAGAAAUCUGUCACAAGCUCCGGUGUCGGAUUCCCGGAAGUUCGUCUUGUUCCGCCCACUUUACGUUUGAUGGAACCCCGUGUGGUAACUACAAGUGGUGCCAGCAAGGAGUGUGCGUCAGUUCCACCAAAGCUGUGAAUGUUCCUGACAACUGUCCUUUCGGUGAUGAUCCUAACUACAACUGUGACUUUUCGCUCUGCGGCCAGUAUUCUCAGGGUGUCCGCGAAGGGAGUUGUUGUCAAACCUGUCUCAUAGGAACAACUCCUACAACCACACAAACAACACCUUCAACAACUACGCCUACAACUACACCUACUACAACUACACAAACAACAACGACGCCCACAACAACAACUACACCUACUACAACAACUACACCUACUACAACAACGACGCCCACAACAACAACAACUACACCCACAACAACAACUACGCCUACAACAACCACUACGCCCAUGACAACAACGCCCACAACAACAACUACACCUACUACAACAACUACACCUACUACAACAACGACACCCACAACAACAACUACACCUACUACAACAACGACGCCCACAACAACAACAACGACGCCCACAACAACAACUACACCUACUACAACAACUACACCUACUACAACAACUACGCCUACAACAACCACUACGCCCACAACAACUACGCCCACAACAACAACGCCCACAACAACAACUACACCUACUACUACAACUACACCUACUACAACAACCACAAUGCCCACAACAACUACUACGCCCACAACAACAACUACACCUACAACCACUACGCCCACAACAACCACUACACCUACUACAACAACUACACCUACAACCACUACGCCCACAACAACAACUACACCUACUACAACAACUACAACAACAACGCCCAUAACCACUACGCCCACAACAACCACUACGCCCACAACAACAACUACACGGACUACUACAACUACACCUACUACAACAACUACAACGCCCACAACAACAACGACACCUACUACAAUAGCCACUACGCCCACAACAACUACAACGCCCACAACAACAACGACACCUACUACAACAACUAUGCUCACAACAACAACGCCCACAAAAAUUACAACUACACUCACAACAACGCAACCCACAACAACAACAACUACGCCCACAACAACAGCAACCACAUCCACAACGACACUAGCUUCAACAAUGACAACCACUAGAACAACACCCACUAUUAUAACGACAACAACAACGCCUUCUACAACAUCCUCUUCAACAAUGAAAAUAACAACGGCUACAUCCUCUGAAACAACUUCGACAUCAACAACCACAAUGAAAUCUACAACAACAUCUCCAAUAACAACCGAGACAACAGUUACUGCGGUAUCUUCUGAGUCACCAACCUCCACUGUUGGUUCCACACAAGGGGAAACAGAUACUGAAUCUACAACAAGUGCUGACACAUCUCCUUUUCUGAUCACUAAACCUAGUUCAUCCUCACCAACUAGUCAAUCUACUGGAGCAACCUCUCAAACAGCAACUAUAGUGCCCCAGACUUCACCCUCUGUGACGUCAUACACUAGUGAGGAGGCCACAGAUCCAAGUUCUACUGCAUCGACAGAUACAACAAUGCACUCAACAACAACAACAGCAACAACAACAAGAACAGUACAGCCUACAGUUUCCUCAACAAAAACAACAACACAAUCUCCUGUAUCUUCCACUAUCUCAGUAACACCGUCCCCUGAGGUACCGACUACUAGUACUUCCAGCACCGCUACCACUGCAACUCAGACAACUGUGAAUUCCUCCUCCACUCCAGAAAAGACAACAACAACUAAAACAACAACAACAAGACAGCCCACUGUCCAAACAACCACAGAUAGUGGGGAUGAUGUGAUAAUCAACUUUAUGCAGCAAGCAGACUUCUAUCACCUAACCAAAAUAGCUUUAUUCCAAGCCCUCGUGGCAAACAUUGUGUGAGUAAGCGGACCUUUAUUCGCCAUUUUGUUACCGAAUUAUUUUGAUCGACCUCUCAAAGUCCUCCAUGUCAAGUUCCUCGGACAGUGACGAUGUCUUUCAUACUUUGAUGUUACUUUAUUGACUCCAAGUGAGUGAAGAAGUGUUAUAACUUUAUGAUGAUCAGUUUCAGAGUUUGAUGUUUUAUAUGAAAUCCGUACAUUGUUUUUAGAUGCUUAGAUUGUUAAAUAAAUGGAUCAGUGUUCAACAGCGGCCUCUCUCAAUCUUAAAGUAGUCAAAAAUCUGUAGAAAUGCAUGGUGUCAUGGCACCCAGAGUGUCAAUCUUCUCCCGUCCUCGUUUCUUAAAAGAGUGCCUCACUGCCCUUCCCCCAUUUGAAGUUACAGUAUAAUGUGUAAAAUGUCUCUCGUAGACUGAGGAGGACUUUGUUUUCUGCCACAGACCUCUAUCAUAACCCCUUUACGUUCACAUACAAGGUCAUUUAACAAACCCCUUUCUCGUAGGUGUAUUACAAAAAAGUUGAUUAUAUUAAAUCCUGCGACAGUUCA
Messenger RNA from Magallana angulata, 4390 nucleotides. Its product is annotated as serine-rich adhesin for platelets-like. Lineage: Eukaryota; Metazoa; Mollusca; Bivalvia; Ostreida; Ostreidae. The record is from RefSeq and is a predicted model, not a curated record. The coding region runs from base 302 to 3847 and encodes 1181 amino acids. Gene Ontology annotation, biological process: proteolysis. Gene Ontology annotation, molecular function: metalloendopeptidase activity. The transcript is spliced from 17 exons.